This is a messenger RNA of Trichobilharzia szidati, 1393 nucleotides long. Lineage: Eukaryota; Metazoa; Platyhelminthes; Trematoda; Strigeidida; Schistosomatidae. The record is from the annotation of a GenBank genome assembly.
AAAAGGUCAAAUGUCAGGUCACAAGAACUAUUACUGGUUAUUACAUAUAUUUCAAAGUGAUAUUCAAAGAACCUUUCAGCGAUCAUCUUCUACUGACAGUAUGAAAUAACGACGGAUUCAGCUGGCGUCAAAUAUUCACUGUAUUUAUCAUGUUCACCAAGUGUAGAAGUAAGUGACUAGUGUUCGACUCCUUCUUGAUUGAUAAAAAACAUUUACACAACUGCUUACAUAAACAAAUUGCCGGUAAUUUGACGCUUGACAAACAAACAGCUCAUUCUGGACUAUGAAUUCUCCGGAGACAAUGAUAAUUUUCGCUGAAACACCAAGAAACAUAUUUAUUGAAUGUCAAACACUCAAACAAAACUAUUCCUUCAUACAAAAUUUACGGUGUAUCUCCUCGAAUGUAAUCGGUGCAAUCGUGGGCUACCUACUGCCUGUCUACAGCAUACCCUGUAUCCUCGCCAACCUCUUCAUCGCUAUCACUGUGAUGUUCAGAUGGAGGACAGCAGCACGUCAAUUGAUUUAUAUCUCAGGAAUUUGUUUAUCCAGUGCUACAGCCGAUGUCUUCUUCAUAUGGUUAUGGCAGUACCCUGCCUUUGGUUUACCGUAUACAACAAACGGCACGAAAUUCUUCACACUGGUGAACGUCUCCCCGACAGCUUGUCGUUUCCACCGUUUUGUCUAUUCAUCCAGUGCCACGCUGAUGUGUAACAUGCGUGUUUGCUCCUCGCUGGACAGGUGUCUGGCUAUCUACGUGCCAAUAAAGCUAAAACGCUUCCAUCAUAUAUACGCUUGGUUCGUGUAUGGAUUUAUGGUGUGUUUCAGUGCAUUACUCAUGCUACCAUUAGCUACAGAAAUCGAUUGGGUCCCGUCGAAAUCCGGUAUCAAAUGUUGGUUUCGUAACAGCAAUAAAGUUUACCUACAACUUCAUCAUGCCUUUUUGUCAAAUUUAGGACCAAUUCAAACUAUACUACUCAUUAUCAUCGAUUUAGCCUUUGUUGUGAAAUUUCGUCAACAUUUUCAUAAGCACACAAACAUGGAGAAUGCAACAGAUAGAAAAAGGAAAGACAAUAAAAAGUUCAAUCGUUAUCGACUGUUGUUUAUCUCAGCAGCGUCUUACACCCUACUGGCUACAGUCCAGUGUAUAUUCUUAUCGAUUGCUCGUCUGACCAGUGUUCAUAUCAUCAAAUUUGAGAAAGGCCUUGCUUAUAAUGUCUCAGAUAUUUUAUGGUAUUUAAAUAUUCUCAGGGAAGUGUUAGACUUUGUCAUAUAUCAAAAGUGCUUUAGAAUAUUUGACGUUAUUCUUUUGAAGCUGUCUGUUAUUAGUUUCUGGCGUACACUGACCACUAGGUCAAGUAGUCUUUACACUGGAACCGGAAUGACUACAGAGUAA